Messenger RNA from Exophiala bonariae, 699 nucleotides. RefSeq lists its product as uncharacterized. Bases 1 to 699 code for a protein of 232 amino acids. The transcript is spliced from 3 exons. The record is from RefSeq and is a predicted model, not a curated record. NCBI's taxonomy places the organism in Eukaryota, Fungi, Ascomycota, Eurotiomycetes, Chaetothyriales, Herpotrichiellaceae.
AUGGGUUUCCAAUACAAACAGGUCCUCAUGGUCGGUGGUACAGCUGGCAUAGGUGCUGCCAUGGCAGACCGUCUUGUCCAGGAAGGCUCCAAGGUCAUCGUCGUAGGACGAAGACAAGAUCGACUGGAUGCCUUUGUGCAGAAGCAUGGAAGCGACAAGGCAGACGGCAUCCAGUUUGAUCUAAGUGAUAUUGACGGAAUUGAUGAUUUUGUUUCCACAACAACACAAAAAUAUCCUGAUAUCGACUGUGUUUUCCUCAAUGCCGGUGUACAGCGUCCAAGUAUUUUGUCUGAUCCAGUAAACAUGGAUCUGGGUGUUUUCCACAUGCAAAUCACCGGAACCAACAUUGCCAUCGUUCCGGCAUUCGGACUGUCAGCAUAUUCAGCGUCGAAGGGUGCUCUCAACGCCUUUGUUCUUUGCCUUCGUGAAGAAAUCAAAGACUCUUCGGUGAAAGUAAUUGAGCUUUCGCCUCCAGUUGUUCAGACCGAGAUACAUGACUACAUGGGCGCUGAGAAAGGUCGACAAUUCGGAAUGCCUAUUGAUGCAUUCACGGAUGUGGCAUAUAAAGGCAUCGUCUCAGGCAAAGAUCAGAUCGUUAUUGGAUCCAUUGGGCCAGCGGACACCUUCAAUGAGAUCGUCGACAAGAGAAGAACAGCGUUUGAAAAUAUGGCAAAACUUAUUAGGGCUCAUUAUUCUUGA